AAGGGACGAAUUUACUGUAGGGACUAUGUGGGUUUUUUGGGGGGGAGUGGCGUAUUAUAGCCUAGAGACAGGGACGGACACAGAUCAUCCAUUUAUCUGGUACCGGGAAUUUUUGGUUCCCUUCAACUCUUUAAUGGUACUGAAAGUUGUCCAUAGAAAACAUGGGAGGAAUCCGGGAUUUUAGUGUAGCGGUCGGAGGACAGCAGCGUGUCCACCCAGAAAUGCAGCAUCAAAUACAGAUCUUUUCACUUGGACCCGUCCCCCGCAAGAGACCCGCUACUACCACUAACUAAGGAUGCCUAAACAUGAUCAUCGUGAAGACUUGGCCGAGGCGUCUGCACUCCAGCGGAGGCGUUAUAAAGAUCUGCAGAGGCAAAGCCGAGUGUUUGAUGCUAGAGUCAGGACAAUCGGGAUUGACACGGAAGCUUUGGACACGCAAAUCAAAGACAGAAGGAUUCAAAAAGCAACUCAGAAAGCACAAGAUGACUCAAUAGCUGCAGAAAUGAAGCAAAAUGACAAGAUACUCUGCAUUCUAGAUGAACGACAGAAAAGGGACACUCAACAUCUAAACAAAGCUCUCAAUGAAUUUCGGCAAAGUUAUCAGCAGCCAGAAACACGGCGUGAAUUUGAUCUGUCUAAUCCACAAGCCCUAAAGAAAGAGAUGCCUGCACGUCUUGCAGACAGUGACCCUCGAUGUACUGUAUCUGGCUUGCAGAAGUUUAUGGGAGAAGAUUUACAUAGUGAGAACAGGUGGAAAUUUCAGAAGGAGCAAACUAGAGAAUGGCUUUUGCAGCAACACAAAGAGUGGAUGAAUGCACUGGCAGACAAAAAAUUUGCAGAUGAUCUCCAUGACAAACACAGACUGGAACUUGACCAAAGAGCAAUGAACCUUCAAAGAAUAGAUGAAGAAACACAACGGGCCAUUUGUGUCACUACUAAGGAAUUCAAUAAAGCUCAGGCUGCCGAAUCUGAACAAAAAAGGAAACUAGAAAAGCAGCAAGAAUUAGAAGAUAACAUUGCUGAGAUUUCAAAUCUGCUUAAAGGAGACCUGCUGUCUGAAAACCCACAGCAAGCUGUCAGCUCCUUUGGAUCGGGUCGAGUGAUUACUGACCGAUGGAAGGGAAUGAGCCAAGAGCAACUGAAAGAAAUACGUGAUAUUCAGAUGCAACAAGUCCUGGAGAAGCUGAGGCUGGAGGAAGAGGAACGUCAAAGAAAUGCAGAGUGGGACAGACAGCGUGUUCAGGCUGCCAGGGCAGAAUUGCUAUAUGAACGUCAUCAGCAGCGCCAGAAUAGAGAGCUUCGGAGAACAUUAGAUAAUCUUAACAUGCAGCUCUCCCAGGAACAGAAAUCAAGGAACUCUUAUCUUGAUGAAGAAGUAUAUGCAAAUUUUCCUUCUGGCCAGUAUUACACACAAUUUAACACAACUAGCCGAUGAUGUGGAGCUAGUAUUAUUUGCCUUUGGAGAUAUGUCUAGAAAAUUUGUAGAAAUAUAUAUAACAUUCUUCUUUUCUUCAAAUAUUUAAUAAAGAUAGUAUCAAUAUUGUUUUUCUUGGCAUCUGACAAUUAUGAACACUUGUUUUGUUUUCGUUCUAUAAAAAACAAAGCUGUAGAAAAAGGAAAUCUGAAUUAACACAAUGUACAAAGAAAGAAUAAACAAUACAAGUUUACAGUU
Molecule: messenger RNA, 1672 nt
Organism: Hemicordylus capensis (graceful crag lizard)
Lineage: Eukaryota; Metazoa; Chordata; Lepidosauria; Squamata; Cordylidae
Gene: RIBC2
Product: RIB43A domain with coiled-coils 2
Exons: 8
Coding region: 296-1435 (379 amino acids)
Source: RefSeq, a predicted model, not a curated record